Ectocarpus sp. CCAP 1310/34 is the source of this 802-nucleotide messenger RNA. NCBI's taxonomy places the organism in Eukaryota, Phaeophyceae, Ectocarpales, Ectocarpaceae. The record is from the annotation of a GenBank genome assembly.
GUUGUUCGCUUCCCUCAACAAGAAGUUUCCGGUGAAAGAUCUGGGGGAGUGUACCUGGUACGACGGGUGUGCUAUCGCCAUGUAUUUUGAAAAUGGCAUCACCAAGCUGUCCCAGACAGCAUACACUGAGAGUAUGCUGAAGCGGUUUGAUGUGACCACGACCGCUUUCACCCCUGCUGCCGCCGAUGCCGACCUAGGGCCGGAGAGAGAUGAUGAGCCCGCGGUGGACAAGCCUGUGAGGGAGGCGAUCGGAUGCCUGAUGUGGACGAAGCUGACGAGGCCAGACAUCGCCCUGCCUCUGAACAAGUCCAGAAAAAUCGCCCACUCACCCACCGGGGGGAUAUGGAACGCGCUUGUGCGGAUCAUGUCCUACCUGAACUUCACAAAGGACUUCGGCAUCACCUACGUACGGGGGUCAGGACUAGACCUAAGCGUGUUUGUCGAUGCCAGCUACGCUGACAACGAAGUAGACAGGCGUUCUACGACCGGGCUAGCUGACGUGAAGGAGGCGUUGUUUGUGCGUGGCGUUCUGUCAUUCAUAGCGCCCGAGACGAGUGGGUCGAAGAUCAAGGUCCUCGAGGACAACAAGGGGGCUCUCGCCUUAGUCGAGAACCCGUUCAGCUCAGCGAGGAGCAAGCACAUCGACGUGCGGUUCCAUUUCAUUCGCGAGCUAUUCAAGUCGGGCAAGAUCACUGCAGAGUAUGUUCCGACUGGAGAGCAGCACGCCGACAUGCUGACCAAGGUCCUUGGCAGAGAGAAGCUAGAGUACCACCGGGAGGCUCUGAUGAACCUACCGAUGUAG